GCCCUUUUUACUCCGGAUUCCUGCAAGCUUCCUCCAAUCAGAGCGAGAAAUGGCCUUGCAACUGUAGUUCAAGGGUUGAUACAAAGUUCGUUUAUUACGGAGUCCAGUUAUUCGAUUGCAUUUUUAAAAAAGGAUCUGCUUGCUCCCCUUAGACAUUUUGAAACAAAGAAAAUACGGCAGAUUCUGCUGCAGAAGUUUUUACUUUUUGCAAACUGCCCUUCCAUUCCUGUUUUACUGAAGCACAGUGGGCAGCAUAGCUGGGCCCAGCAAGGCCUCGAUGGAAGUCUUACGCACUCGGCUGAUUCCAAUUUCUCUGCUCCGUGCCGCCUCCACGGGUGCUUUCCAGCUCAAGGAACCGCUCAACUACCGACACGGAGGCCGGGUGCAGCCGUGUGCAAGCGGAGGGGGCAGCAAGAGGGAGCAAGUGCAUGAGCCCGCCACAGGUCGUGUGAUAUGUGACUUCGCUUGUUCAGGGGAACAGGAGAUUGAUCUGGCGGUGCAGAGUGCCAAGGAAGCAUACACAGCUUGGAGUCGACUCUCAGGGUUAGAAAGAGGUCGCAUCUUACUAGAAGCUGCAAGACUCAUAAGGGAACAAAGGGAAGAUAUUGCGAUUGUAGAAUCCAUCAACACUGGAAAGCCCAUAACUGAGUCCAGGAGUGACGUAGACACAGCAUGGCAGGCUGUGGAAUAUUUUGCUGGCAUUGCUGGAACACUAGCGGGCCAGCACAUUCAGCUGUCUGGAGGAUCAUUUGUUUACACCAGAAGGGAGCCCCUGGGUGUGUGCGUGGGGAUUGGGGCCUGGAACUAUCCAUUCCAGAUUGCCUGCUGGAAGUCAGCCCCAGCGCUGGCUUGUGGAAAUGCCAUGGUUUUCAAGCCUUCACCCCUGACCCCACUGACUGCGGUGAUGUUAGCUGAGAUCUACACUCAAGCUGGAGUACCGAAUGGCCUGUUCAACGUAGUCCAAGGAGCAGUGGAAACCGGAAACCUCCUCUGUAGGCACAAGGGUGUGGCCAAAGUCUCUUUUACUGGUAGUGUGCCAACUGGGAUCAAGAUUAUGGAAGCAGCAGCAAAAAGUAUCAAGCAUGUCACCCUGGAACUUGGCGGGAAAUCUCCACUCAUUAUUUUCUCUGACUGUGACUUGGAGAAUGCUGUGAAUGGUGCUUUGCUGGCGAAUUUUCUGAGUCAGGGAGAGGUGUGCAGUAAUGGUACCAGGGUGUUUGUACAGAAAGAUAUACUGGCAACGUUUCUGGAGAAAGUAGUGGCAAAGACAAAAACAAUAAAACUCGGAGAUCCCCUGCUUGGAGAUACUGGAAUGGGAGCACUCAUUAGUCGGCCUCACCUGGAUCGAGUGUUGUCCUACAUCAAGCAGGCCAAGGAGCAGGGUGCAAACGUUUUGUGUGGUGGUGACCUGUUUGUUCCUGAUGAUCCAAAGCUGAAAGAUGGAUAUUUCAUGAAGCCGUGUAUUCUAGGAGACUGUACAGAUGACAUGACAUGUGUCGAGGAGGAGAUAUUUGGACCUGUUAUGUCAGUACUGCCAUUUCAUACUGAGGAGGAGGUUAUAGAGAGAGCAAAUAACACGAAACUUGGUUUGGCAGCUGGUGUAUUCACCAGAGAUUUGACUCGCGCUCAUCGAAUGGCAGCUGCUCUGGAGGCAGGAACAUGUUUCAUAAACAACUACAAUGUUAGCCCAAUUGAGAUGCCUUUUGGAGGAUACAAAAUGUCAGGAUUCGGGAAGGAGAAUGGAAUGGCAGCAGUGGAAUAUUAUACACAGCUGAAGAGUGUGUAUGUGGAAAUGGGAGAUCUGGAAUGUCCAUUCUAAACUGCCACGUUCUUGUCUCUUCCUAAAUUCAAUCUGUUUCUAAUGGUAUAAAACAAUUCAAGCUAAUGAAAAGUUAAUUACUGAAUGACAUUUCAGCUGUGCUGUUUUGCAGUUAAAUAGUUCAAACUGAGUUUUGUUCAGUUUAUUGUUUGGAUCCACUAAAAUUUUGCUUCCUGCAACAUUUACUGAAAAUUUCUUUAAGAUUAAUUAAUCCAUUUUUAUGGAUUUUAACUGGUAGCGUUGUAAACCGUUCUCUCAGGUCUGGAAACUGGGAGAACCUGUACUAAGAAAUUAAAGACAAUUGUGUAACUAAUUUGAAUAAAAUGGUGAAUUAAUUGUUU
Molecule: messenger RNA, 2160 nt
Organism: Mobula hypostoma (lesser devil ray)
Lineage: Eukaryota; Metazoa; Chordata; Chondrichthyes; Myliobatiformes; Myliobatidae
Gene: aldh9a1a.1
Product: aldehyde dehydrogenase 9 family, member A1a, tandem duplicate 1
Exons: 11
Coding region: 278-1819 (513 amino acids)
Molecular function (GO): 4-trimethylammoniobutyraldehyde dehydrogenase (NAD+) activity; aminobutyraldehyde dehydrogenase (NAD+) activity
Source: RefSeq, a predicted model, not a curated record